UUCUUUCGAUUAGGAGUUUUGGUAUUGCGCACAGUCGUAGUUUACUGGAGCUGUGUAGUGUGGUGUGCGGAGAGGAUGGAGGGUUUUGUGACGUUGUGAUGAAUGCUGAUACCAGUAGUGUUUAGGGAUGCAUUCGGCAAUGGAUGAUAUGAACUUGCUUCAGCAGGCUCAGAGGCAUCACUUGAUGGUGAGGGAAAUUGGGGAAGAGAUUGAUUUGGAGAUUGGGCCUGGAGAUGAUGACCCUUCUUUCUCUAACGCAACUCUAAUGGGAGUUUCACCACGAGAACCAUGCACUGAAGAGCAGGAAGAGCAAAAGCAGCUUAUCUUGGAUUCUCAAAACCAUAAUGAACAUCAAGAGUCGCCGAAGACACAAGCGACUAAAAGGAAGAAGAAGGUGGUCAAGAGGUGGAGGGAAGAAUGGGCUGACACCUAUAAGUGGGCCUAUGUUGAUGUUAAGGAGGGUACGGCAAGGAUCUUUUGUUCUGUUUGCAGGGAAUAUGGGAGGAAGCACAGGAGGAAUCCUUAUGGGAACGAAGGAAGUAGAAAUAUGCAAAUGAGUGCACUGGAAGAACACAAUAACAGUUUGCUCCAUAAGGAAGCUCUUCGGCUUCAGAUGGCCUCCAAGGAUAAAAUUUUAACCGUUACUGACAAACCCAUUUAUGUUAAAGCUCUUAUGUCAAAAACUGCUGGAUCAAUUGUUGAAGCUGUGUUAAGAAGGGAUCCUCAUGAGGUUGAGUUCAUACAGUCUGUGCAAGAAGCUGUUCAUUCUUUAGAACGGGUGAUAGCAAAGAAUACUCAUUAUAUCCAAAUCCUGGAGCGCUUAUUGGAACCUGAGCGUAUGAUUGUCUUCCGAGUUCCAUGGGUUGAUGACAGGGGAGAGACACAUGUAAAUCGAGGAUUUCGGGUUCAAUUCAGCAAAGUCGUUGGUCCAUGUAGGGGUGGUCUUCGUUAUCAUCCAUCCAUGAAUUUAAGUAUUGCCAAGUUUCUUGGGUUUGAACAGACAUUAAAGAAUGCUUUGUCGCCAUACAAACUUGGAGGUGGCGGGGGUGGAAGUGAUUUUGAUCCAAAAGGAAAAAGUGACAUCGAGAUUAUGCGUUUUUGCCAAAGUUUUAUGGAUGAGUUAUAUCGGUAUUUAAGUCCUGAUCAGGAUCUUCCUGCAGAAGAUAUGGGUGUUGGUCCUCGGGAGAUGGGUUACCUCUUUGGACAAUAUAGGCGUCUAGCUGGUCAUUUUCAGGGAAGUUUUACAGGGCCAAGGAUAUUCUGGUCUGGUUCUAGCCUUCGAACUGAGGCUACUGGCUAUGGCCUGGUUUUUUUUGCCCAACUUAUUCUUGCGGAAAUGGAUAAAGAAUUGAAAGGAUUAAGAUGUGUAGUAAGUGGUUCUGGAAAAAUUGCGAUGCAUGUUCUAGAAAAGCUUGUUGCCUAUGGUGCUCUCCCCGUUACAGUAUCAGAUUCCAAGGGUUAUUUGGUGGAUGAAGAUGGGUUUGAUUAUGUGAAGAUAUCACUUUUGAGGGAUAUCAAAGCCCAUCAAAAAAGUUUAAGAGACUAUUCGAAGACUUAUGCUAGGUCUAAAUACUAUGAUGAGGCAAAGCCUUGGAGUGAAAGAUGUGAUAUUGCAUUUCCCUGUGCUGCACAAAAUGAAAUCGACCAAUCUGAUGCUGUCAAUUUGGUUAAUUCAGGUUGCCGUUUAUUAAUAGAAGGUUCAAAUAUGCCAUGCACCCCUGAAGCAAUUGAUGUACUGAGGAAAGCUAAUGUUUUGAUUGCUCCAGCGAAGGCUGCUGGCGCUGGAGGGGUUGCUGCUGGAGAACUCGAGCUAAAUCAUGAGUGUAAUUUGAUGCACUGGUCUCCAGAGGACUUCGAGACAAAAUUACAGGAUUCCAUGAAACAGACCUAUCAAAAAGCCAUCAAAGCAGCGACUGAUUUUGGGUAUCAGAAAGAGAGUCCAGAGGCCUUGGUACAUGGGGCAACCAUCUCUGCUUUCCUGACACUUGCUCAAGCAAUGAUUGAUCAAGGAUGCGUAUAGAACAUGGACAUUGCCCUAACUUAUACUGAUACUUUGAGACCCGAAUGGCCACCUGGCUGAUAAUUGUAGUGAGCAUUUGCUGCGUCUAUUAGGAGAUAAAUGGAGAAUCACAGCCAAUCGUCUGCAGCUUUAAUCUGUCCUGAAACGGAGUACUCACAUUCCUGAGCUGAUGAAAUGAAAGAUUUAGGAGCUCAGGUGGUAGCUUUCAUCCUGUUGUAAUAUGUGUAUGCUUAUAUGUAAUUUUUUAGAUUAAGCUAAUUCAGGGAAUAUCAAUGCACAGGGAGAUACUACAAUGACAGUGACUGUAAGGAUAGAAUAGCAAGUUCUGGGAAAAUUCAUUGCAAGAAAUGCUUAUGUAGUUAUGUGCUCUACCCAAAAUGCACUUCAGGUCUUGAGAUGACUUGAGAAGUUCCUCAAAAAGAUUGUAAUUCUUUGUGACAAUGUAUGCAUGCAUAAAGCUGUGUACUAUAUCAA
Telopea speciosissima is the source of this 2494-nucleotide messenger RNA. RefSeq names its product NADP-specific glutamate dehydrogenase-like. Gene Ontology annotation, cellular component: cytosol. Gene Ontology annotation, molecular function: L-glutamate dehydrogenase (NADP+) activity. The record is from RefSeq and is a predicted model, not a curated record. The transcript has 16 exons. Lineage: Eukaryota; Viridiplantae; Streptophyta; Magnoliopsida; Proteales; Proteaceae. Bases 128 to 2020 code for a protein of 630 amino acids.